CAACUGCAUUCUGCGAUAGGGAGCGGAAUAUGACAGCACAACGGCUGUCCCAACCUGUACGCACAACGUCUUCUCUAGCCCCGCCUCUCCCUAACGUAACGUCAUCCACUCUCUACUCUUCCUGUAACAUGGCACCCAGUAAGGAAGACACUGACAGCGUGGGUCAGGUGUUGGUGGACGCAAGCCGCCCUUUGCCAGUGCGGUUCCGGGCGCUCUUCACCCUUCGCAAUAUAGGUGGCCCGAAUGCUGUGGAGUGGAUCGGCCGUGGGUUCAGCGAUCAGUCCGCGUUACUGAAGCAUGAACUAGCUUACUGCUUGGGGCAGAUGAGGGACCGGAGCGCGCUUCCUGUACUGUGCUCUGUGCUGAGAGAUCGGAGCCAGGAGCCCAUGGUGCGUCAUGAAGCAGGAGAAGCUUUAGGUGCUAUUGGAGAUCCUGAAAUGCUUGAACUUCUUAAAGAAUAUAGCAAAGAUCCGGUUAUUGAGGUAGCAGAAACGUGUCAACUGGCUAUACGCAGGAUAGAGUGGCUUCAAGACCAUCCUGAUACCCCUGACGAUAAUCCUUACCUUUCAGUAGACCCUGCUCCCCCCUCUACAGAAAGGGAUAUUGCUUCUCUACGUGAUGCACUUUUGAAUGACACACUGCCCCUCUUUGAACGGUAUCGUGCAAUGUUUGCACUUCGUAAUAUUGGUGGCCAGGAGGCAGUCCUGGCUUUGACAGAUGGCUUAAAGUGUGGUAGCUCUCUGUUUCGCCACGAGAUCGGAUAUGUUUUGGGUCAAAUGCAGCAUGAAGCUGCAGUUCCAGGGCUUGCAGAAGCGUUGAAUCUGAUGGAAGAGAAUCCUAUGGUGCGCCAUGAGUGUGCUGAAGCUUUGGGCUCCAUUGCCCGAGAAGACUGUUUAAAAGCACUUAGGGAACAUAGAGAUGACGUGGAGCAAGUAGUGAGAGAGAGCUGUGAGGUGGCUUUAGAUAUGUUCAACUACGAGAACAGUGGAGACUUUCAGUAUGCAUACAGUGUAAACCAAAUCCAGGAGUUGACUUAAGUCAUUUAAACUUUUUUUUUUUUUUUCCUAAGAAGGGUGCAAUGCUGCUUUGUUUGUGUCAUAUUCAAGGUCAUGAAAUCUCACAGCUGUAUGUCCGUAGAAAAGGAAUACUGGCAGAAUACUACAUUUUAGAGGUAUAGCAAACAUGAAUUCCCAGCAUACAGUUUUUUUAUUUUUUAUCAUAGUUCGUCAUAUGCAUUCAUGAUUUGUGUUGCAUUUUUUAAAUUGUAUUUUCUUUCUUUUUCAUUGACAACAUUUGACAUAUUGUUGCUUACUGGAGGAUUUGGACAACAUUUUUUUUUUUUUUUUUUAAUUUUUUUUU
Molecule: messenger RNA, 1359 nt
Organism: Rana temporaria (common frog)
Lineage: Eukaryota; Metazoa; Chordata; Amphibia; Anura; Ranidae
Gene: DOHH
Product: deoxyhypusine hydroxylase
Exons: 4
Coding region: 30-1037 (335 amino acids)
Biological process (GO): peptidyl-hypusine biosynthetic process
Molecular function (GO): deoxyhypusine monooxygenase activity
Source: RefSeq, a predicted model, not a curated record